GCUGAAAAUCGUUUUGUGGUAUUUUUAUUGCGCCAGCCAACGACCUUUUUAACUCUGCGCGCACACAAAAUUCGAAAGCCUUCGCAGGGUCGCUGUAAUGUCUUUUCGUUCACGUUCACGCGCCUCCCAGCCGCUAGCUGGCUCUUCGCAUCGUCGUUCACUCUCCAGUUCGCGUGCCACCUCUGCUUCGGGUGUGGGCGGUAGCGGCAGUGCCUACAACUACAAUGGCAGCAAUUACAAUAGCAAUCACACAAAUGGAUAUAGCUCUAGUUCGCGUCCGUUGAGCACCGGUUACUAUCAGAAUGGCGUUGGCGCUGGCACAUCGUCGUCUUCGGCGGCAUCGUCUUCCUCCUACUAUCAGAGCCCGUAUGCGAGCAUUUAUGGUUCGCGUGACAAUCUCUACAGCACGGCCGGAAGUCGCGCAGCCGGUGGUGGUGGCACCAACGGUGGUAGCGCAGGCGGUGGGGGCAGUGGUUAUGAAUCGCGUUACCUUUCGAAUCCCUACAGUAGCGAUCGCUAUAUGAGUCCCUACACUAGCUACGACAAUGGCGUGACCACGGCUUCGCUCAGCUUGAAUAUGGGUAGCGGCGCUGGCAAGUCCAACUCCUUCAAAGCGCCAAGUCUGCUGAAGAACAAAUCGAUCUCCAAUUCGAAUAGCAAUUUGAACGCCUACGGCGGCAGCACCGCAUCAGCAUCCGGUGGUUCAAUGGCGGCAGCUGUUAAUAGUAGCAGUGUAGCGGCGAUGGCGGCAUUAGUUGGACGUAGUAAUUCCUUGCGCGAACAGGAACGCAAGUCACGCAAUCGUUCACGUUCACGCAGUGCAGCGCAACGUUCGUUGAGCGCAUCUUCAGAGAAGAGUGAAGGUUAUGAAAGUGGCGGUGAACGUGCCGCUUCGCGUUCACGUUUAGGCAGUACCACCACCUCCAGCUCGAACUCCGCGACAGAUGAAAAUAAAGCACGUGAUAAGUCAGAGAAUGGCGAAGCCAUCGACUACAAGGCUCUAUGGGAGGCUGCAAAAUUGGAGAACGACAAACUAAAACAGCAAUUAAAGAAGAAGGAUGAAGAAAUCGUACAAAGUAGAGCAACACUCGAAAGAAUUACAAACGCAACAACUAAAAACUCACUCUCAGAGCUCGAAAAACGCGAAAGGAGAGCAAUGGAACGCAAACUUUCCGAAAUGGAAGAAGAGUUAAAGCUAUUGCAGAAGCUUAAGACUGAGAAUGAGCGUUUGCGUGCGGAGAAUCGUGCUCUCACGCGUGUCGUAUCCAAGUUGACCUCCUCAGCUCAGAGUCAACUAGCUAAAAAAUCAAAAUAAUUUUAAAAUUAAUAAAAUGAAAUCAAAUCAAAAAUAAUACUCUUAAACUAAGGAAAUUAGUAAAUGAAAAAUUAUUAAUAUAUACAUAAUUCAUAUGCGCAUAUACACACGUACAUACAUACUAUUGUUAAAGAUAAGUGUUUAGAAGAAAAGAAAAAAAGAGACUACAUAAAAGCAAGUGUUUCGAGAGACGGCGUAUAACUGGUGCCGAGUAAUGCUUACAGUAUUUAAGCUCGUAUUUAACUGGAUAAUUUUUGUGCUGCAAAGAAAUUGACGCUGGUGGAAAGAAGCUUCCUAAAAGAGUUCUUAGUGGGAGCUGUGUAGUAUAAACUAUACUACGUACAAAUAAAUGAAUGAACACUCGUGUUGAGAUGCUGAAGUUUUGGAAAAAUUGCCACGUUUUGGCUAUGAAAUGUUUGUAAUAUAUUGCAAUUGUUCGAUCGGUUCUAUCAGCACAGGCAGCAAAAAUAUCAGCAAUGAUUACACUGGAAAUUUAUAAACUGUUAUUGCACAAUUCCACAAUGGAUAUCAACUAGAUUAGGAGCAUAAAAAAAAAUGUUGGUGUUAAUAAGCUUGUAUGCCUCUUGCCAAGCUACAACGUACGCGCGCUGACUUUGAAAACCGUCGGGAUUACGCAGCUUUCAUUGCUCUACCAAUAUACAUACAUACUCAUAGAUUUAUGUAUUUAAAAGUACAUUUAAUAUUGCUUGCAUAACAUAACUGCACAAUAAUCGAAUAAAAAAUAACCUAAAACAUUGCAAAAAGUGUUUAAUUGAGCGAAAUGUUAGAUAACAAUAAAUUAAUAAAGUAAUAUAUAUCUCAUCAUGCAAUUAGAACAAAUAUUAAAAAAAAAAAUAUCCAAAUAAUUAUCCCACUGACAGUUAAGUGUUCAAUAUAAGCGCUCUGGAAAAAUAUUCGGAAUUUCGAUGUGAAAUCCUCGAUGAUCAACAAAAUUGGCUA
Messenger RNA from Rhagoletis pomonella (apple maggot), 2275 nucleotides. RefSeq names its product protein phosphatase 1 regulatory subunit 12A-like. Gene Ontology annotation, cellular component: cytoplasm. The coding region runs from base 98 to 1315 and encodes 405 amino acids. The transcript has 7 exons. The record is from RefSeq and is a predicted model, not a curated record. Lineage: Eukaryota; Metazoa; Arthropoda; Insecta; Diptera; Tephritidae. Gene Ontology annotation, molecular function: protein kinase binding; enzyme inhibitor activity; phosphatase regulator activity.